Hyaloperonospora brassicae is the source of this 762-nucleotide messenger RNA. Lineage: Eukaryota; Oomycota; Peronosporomycetes; Peronosporales; Peronosporaceae. The record is from the annotation of a GenBank genome assembly.
AUGUCGUCCCAAGCUGCUAGCGACGGUCCGACAGCCACUUCGACCAGGCGGCCGUCCCCUCUCGCGAGCCUCUCCCGUGAAAAGAUGGAGCAAUUCAACCGCCAAGCCGAGCGUCGAGGCGUCGUGUACCUCGCUCGCGUCCCUCCACACAUGAAACCCGAGAAAGUACGGUCGUUGUUGACUAAGUACGGUACCGUGAACCGCAUUUACCUCGUCCCGGAGGACAAGACGUUGCACAAAAAGCGCGUCUCGGCGGGCGGUAACCGUCGUCUGCAGUAUACCGAAGGAUGGAUUGAAUUCGAGGACAAAAAAGUCGCCAAACGGGUCGCGACGAUGCUCAAUACGACGCCCAUUGGCGGUCGCAAGCGCGACUAUUACCACGACGACAUGUGGAACCUCAAGUACUUGCGGGGGUUCAAGUGGGCCCACUUGACGGAAAAAGUCGCGUACGAAAACCGCAUGCGCGACCAGAAGUUGCGCGUGGCGAUUGCGCAGCACAAGAAGGAGAACGAGCGGUACUUGGAACGGGUCGAGCAGGCCAAGCAGUUUGAGGGCAUGGACGCACGCAAAGCAGACAAAAAAAAGACGGGCGGUGGGGGCGAGAAACAGGAGACGACGGACGACCAGCUGCUGCACGUACGUCGGACGUUCCAGCAAAAGACGCCAAUGAGUAGUAAACAGCAGCAGUCCCUCGGCGACCAUGAGCUGGAACAGGUCUUUGUUGCAAGCAGCAGAGCCACGAAGAAGCAGCGAAGGGCUUGA